Messenger RNA from Toxorhynchites rutilus septentrionalis, 2921 nucleotides. It is a transcript of the gene vg, whose product is annotated as protein vestigial. Lineage: Eukaryota; Metazoa; Arthropoda; Insecta; Diptera; Culicidae. Gene Ontology annotation, biological process: regulation of transcription by RNA polymerase II. The transcript has 8 exons. The record is from RefSeq and is a predicted model, not a curated record. Gene Ontology annotation, cellular component: nucleus. The coding region runs from base 1082 to 2089 and encodes 335 amino acids.
UCGGUUUUGCUACACGCGCGCGUUCAGCUGAACUCUGUGUGAUCGCCGCUACGGGUUCAGGUGACUGACGUUGGGUUGUUGUUUUUGUUGUUGUUGUGAACUAACCUGCCCGCGGGGUUACGAAACUGCAACACCGUGGAUGCAUUUUUUGUUCGAUUUUGGCCGGAAAUUCCCCUUUGCCGGAAUUGUUCCCGACACUUGUGACGAUUUACCGAUUUGAAACAAAACAGUGACGUUGGAUAAUGGUGGCCGUGACGAAAUCAGCUGCAUUCUGAGUGGGAAGAAAGUGUUACAUUGUAUGUCGUGUAGAGUUCACUUGGAAAAUUCGACCAUAAAAUAUCGCCGACUUCAGUGAUUGAUUGUGUGUUUGACAUUGAGUCAGAUCUUCGAGAUUAUUGUGUGUCUAUCGGGGAGCUCGACCGCAAAAAGUGUUAAAAUUAAUCAUUUCACAUUAGAAACAACGAAAAAAAAAGUUUCAACGGAGCUUCAUUAAUCAACAAUAUAAUAAAGAGUUGUGAGAACACGCGUGAUUUGCUCGCUGCAGCCAGCGAUCGCAGACAAUCGUGCGGAGGGAGUAAAAGAAGUGAAUUAAAAAACGCAAGAAAAAACGGGCAGAAAUUGAAAAUCCCGAGCUCGAUCUUACCCAUCAUGCCCGCAGAGAUCCGCUGCCGGAUGGGAGAAUGCGAAGGAACGAUUUAAAAUUUCAAAUCAGAACUCGUUUUUGAAACUAAUAUUUACUCUAUAGUCAAUCCGUGAACCAACCCUUGUUCGAGCUGUUGGGGUUUUUAGAGUAAGCAGUAAAGUGUGAAGAAAUAAAACUGCCAACGGGUGGAGCGUUUUGAGUGAUUUGAGGUGAUCUCUGCUAGUGACAGGUUCGGAGGAGUAGUGCGAAAAGUGAGGGCAGAAAAACCCCCGUUGCUAAUUAGUGCUGUACCGUACGUACCCAAGCCCUAUUUGUAGACCUCUAGUAAGUGAGGGAGAGAGUGAGCGGGUGCGCGUGUGUGUGUGUGCCCGCACUGAGAAAACCUGCGACCGACUGAAGCAGGUUCAGCUCGGUUGCCCGGUUCGUUCGUUCGCGACAAUGGCAGUGUCCUGCCCGGAAGUUAUGUACGGAGCAUACUACCCUUACCUGUACGGCCGCGCCGGACCAAGUCGACCAUUUUAUCAGUAUGAACGGUUCAAUCAGGAUCUAUACUCGUCCACGGGGGUCCCACUGGCAGCAUCCUCCAGCACAUCCGCCGGUUCCCACUCGCCCUGCAGCCCGCUGCUUCCGCCUUCGUUAUCGUCUAACGUAGCGGCGGCUGCCGUGGCUCAGACCUCAACGCUAUCCUCCUCCACCUCGAAUACCACCAUACCAACGAUACCACUGGGCGCACUUCAGAGGCACAUUACCAAAGAGGAAGACAUCAGCACCGCUCGAAGUGACACAGAAGGAACCAUCCCGGGUGCCCACAACGACAGCUCCUGUUCGUCCGGUCCGGACUCGCCAAAUAACCUCCAUCAGGACGCGAGCGGGGCCGCUGGUGCGAGAGGGGGUGACGGUAGCAGUGGCAGUGGCGAAACCUCGGGCGGUGGCCGAGCGCAAUACGUGUCCGCAACCUGUGUGGUGUUCACCCAUUAUUCUGGCGAUUCGGCCAGUGUGGUGGACGAACACUUUUCCAGGGCGUUAAAUUUUAGCGAUAAAAAUAAUAAAGAAGGUUACAGUUCCAUGUCGAGUAGGAAUUUUCCUCCCUCCUUCUGGAAUAGUAACUAUGUUCCUCCCACUCCUGCGCCUACACACCACCAGGUUUCCGACCUCUACACGACCGACGGAGGCUACUCAACGGAUCCGUGGCAUGCGGCCCACUACGGUUCGUAUGCCCACGCUGCCCACGCACAUGCUGCCCAUGCGCACGCCUACCACCAUAAUAUGGCGCAAUAUGGCAGCUUACUGAGGUUACCCCAGCAGUACGGACACACGUCCAGGUUACAUCACGACCAGCAGACGGCACACGCGUUGGAGAGUGCCGCCGCGUACUCUAGUUAUCCUACAAUGGCAGGUCUCGAAGCACAAGUCCAGGAAUCGUCGAAGGAUCUUUAUUGGUUUUAGGUAGCUAGUGGAAUUUCUCGGGAGUCUAGUAAAACAGAACAAACGAUCAAAAUUUGAUUAUGGGUACAAAAUUGGAGGAGACAAAAGUGCGUCGGAGCGUUUCUCCGUCUCGGAAAGGAAACACGGGAAGGGCAGGAAUGCUCCGCAAUGCGGCUGAAAUUGUGAAAAUCAAAAAAGACAAACUAUGAAUCUAGCACUUGAAAGUGAUUUUAGUGAUAUAUAAUCUAAUUUUUAAACCGUGCACUCGAUUUGCGCUAUCAUUAUUACCUAAGGCAUGCGAACAUCGACACGAGCGGAACAACGAAGAGUCUGAUGUGGACCGGAGAUCGGCGAAUGCGGCAAAAUGUUCUUUUCUCCCAGUUUAAUGCAUAGCUUUUUUCCGCAAAUGUAACAUACAACCUAGUAAUCGAACUAUCUUGAACAGACUGGGUUAAGGUUUUUCGAAAGUAUCCAUUGUAAAUUGUAUUUAAGAUAAAUGAAAUAGAAAGCGUCUGAUUAUUGUUUCCUUUUUUCCGUUACGAUAUGUACCAAGCUAGAAGCGUUUAGAAGACAUAAUAAAACACAAUAAACUUACGUUACAAAACGUCACAGAAAAAUAGAAGAGAGAAAAGAGCAGGAACAAAAUCAAGGUUAUGUGCAUAUAUUAAAUUUAAAACUAUUAUAGCAUGGAAGACCCGAACUGGAAUUUAAGCUAAUUUAAAUCGAAUUAAGUGAGCGAAUUACUGUGCUACGAAUGGUUCUUGUAGUUAUUUUAUGGCAAUAAUUACUGACGAUGGAAUAUUGUGAAUCUUAGCAUUAUAUGCGAAUUCAAGUCCUUAUAAAGUGGAAAUAC